Molecule: messenger RNA, 1677 nt
Organism: Protopolystoma xenopodis
Lineage: Eukaryota; Metazoa; Platyhelminthes; Monogenea; Polystomatidea; Polystomatidae
Source: the annotation of a GenBank genome assembly
UCCACUCUGAUAGACCUAGCCGUCAAGCAGCUGGCGGCAUAUGAGCAGCCUGAGCUACCGGCUAAAAUUCAGCCCCAUUCAAAGUCCAGGAAGAGCGUGGUGACGUCAUCAUAUACAUCAACUUCUUCUUCGGAUAAAGCCACUCCUCUUAACGAUGAGAAGGCUUUUCAGAUGUAUGACUUGAUUGCCCGACUAAUCAGCCGCGUUCAAAAUUUAGCAUGUCCAUCUGAUGGGCUGAGUUCCGACCGUCCUGAAUGGGCCACCUUUCAUCACCUUCUUUUCAGUUUGCUGGAUCAGCUGCUACCACGUAUUACAGAGUACGAACGAGCCUCAAUGGCAUCAGAGAGACCAGGUGGACCUGAAGACUCUUCUGGGGUCAGAUUGUCUGACCGAAGCUCGAAUGCUAAGGGGCCUGCUUUCAAUCGCUUACUUCGUCAGCUGGUGAACAUACUUCGAGAAUUCGAUGUGAAGCUUGUCCUUACCGACCAUGUCAAGAAACAAGAGUUGCUUUCUUUACUCUAUAAGUCUAUUGGGAACAGCAUACUAGGCCACCUGGAACUGAUUGAGAUUGAGCUGUUCAAGGAACUGAUCGAUCUUCUGCUGGAACACUGCGCCCUUCUCACCGAACGUCUUUCCGGCCAACUUAGCCUCGAGCGAACCAAGCCAUCUGAAGUGACAUGUGCUGGCGUUUCUGGUGUUUCAUUCGGCGAAGGGGACCUAAUCGAGGCAUACUGCCGGCUUGUAACUUGCCUCUCUAACUCAGUCUACUUGCGACCUCUGGCUGAAAUCUCUAAAGUCACAAGUCCCACGGCCGAGGACCACUUGGCGGGGGGUAAGGGGCAGUCGAGGUUCACACGCUGCUUCGUCACUUUUACAGGCGCUUUUGGAGUAGCUGCUCUCUUUGACAGACAUGCUUCGAUGGUCCGUUGGCGCCUCGAAUAUGCUUGUUUGCAUGGCAUGAUUCAAUUGUCUCAUCGUCGUCCACGGCCCUGCUCUAUUGCCACCCUGGGAGGAUCUGCAACUGCAGCAAUAGAACUUGGUUUUGCGGGCGUGCUAGCCAUCUGGACAUGUCUUCAAUCUAACUUGCUGCCUGGUCACUUGGGGGUCGGCCAUCAGGGCCAUGGGAGUCAACACUCCAAUCAUGAACAGUCACAUCGGUACCAUCAUACUACUUGCCCCAUCUCAUCCUUCACUUAUUGCGAAGACUGCUUUGGUCAAAGUAGCAGUGGAGGUGACAGCUGUUCCGCCAGUUGGCUUGCCGGAUCUGUGUCAUCUGAUACAGGCAGUGGCCAAGAGAGCGGAUCUGAAGCAAUCGGCUUUCCAUCGAAUCCAGCGCAAGCCGAACGUAAAUCCAUGGGCUGGUCGCGGGGCUCUGCUGCCCCCUGCUCUUCGGGCGAAGAGCCAUGUAGCCCGGGUUUCGGCGCUGGCGCCAACACUCAUCGGCGCAAUCAGUCGAAUCGAAUUCGGCGUGUGCGAGCAUGUGGUUUAGGAGCGUCUGGGAAAUCGAUAGAAGAGCCUCAGGUUACUUUACCAUCUUUUGUGAUUGCCGACUCAGAAAAUAUCCAGACUGCGGUGGCAAAGGUUCAACAUCCCCAGAGAACAUUUGCACCACCAAAAAGCAGCAACAAGAACCAUUGGCUUACACGGCAUCUCAAGUUCAGUUUUAAUCGCAGCUAA